Messenger RNA from Engraulis encrasicolus (European anchovy), 1205 nucleotides. RefSeq lists its product as uncharacterized. The transcript is spliced from 5 exons. Gene Ontology annotation, molecular function: protein binding. NCBI's taxonomy places the organism in Eukaryota, Metazoa, Chordata, Actinopteri, Clupeiformes, Engraulidae. The record is from RefSeq and is a predicted model, not a curated record. The coding region runs from base 93 to 788 and encodes 231 amino acids.
UGUGCUCCUGCCUGUGUGUGUGUGGUGUGUGGUGCGGACUGGUGUUUUAGCUUCAGUGUAUGUGUGUGUGUUAAUUACUGAGUGUGAGUGUGAUGAUGAUGACGAUUCUGCUGCUGAUGAUGAUGAAGAUGAUGUGGCUGGUGGUGUGUGUGGGGCCUGCGGAAAGUGGAGAAGCCGGAGACACACACCCACACACACACUUUGCUGAAGCCACCAACCUGCAGGACGUGCAAGCUAUGCUGAGACAGACGAGAGCACGCAUUGCACAGCAGAGAGAAGAGCUCACACGCACCAACACACACCUGAGCACACUCAUACGGAGGACGCAGAAACCCAAAAAAGGCUAUGAGGCUGCAUUCACUGCCACGUUUGGGCCGAGAUAUGGCAACAGGCCCAUCGGCCCCUUUGCCAAGGACACCACCCUCAUCUUCGACCAUGUGAUCAGCAAUGUAUAUAUCUCCAAUGAUUUUGUUCUUUUAAGAGAUCCUUACAACCCAAAAACAGGUGUCUUCACCGCUUACUACUCCGGUUCCUAUCAGUUCCACUUCCACCUGAUGGGCUCAGGGCAACAUGGUACAGGGGCCUGGCUGGAAGUCAAUGGGGAGAGGUGGAAGGGGCCUGUGCUGGGAGCGUACAGCCCAAAGGCACCCCACUCCGUCACCACCUCUCAGACUGUUGACCUAUACCUAAAGUCAAGAGCCCAGGUGAGUCUGCGGCUGAAGAGAGGCUAUUCAGUGAACACUCUUCCUGAUUUCGCCUGCACAUUCAGUGGAGUACUGAUCAGAUAACUUGUUCCAGGGUGCCUUGUACAGUAUGUUUUCAUAAGCUGAAGAACAGCAGCAAUUCUACUAAUUUGGGUUAGGACAUAGAGACACAUUUUUUGUCAUGGCAGAGCUGACCAUUGGGUAAUUGCCUGGUCUGCCUUUAGGUAAAAAAACAACAACUCUGAUUAAGACUUUUUCCUCAAGACAAGGCUUGUGGUAUGAUGAUAUGACAACCAUUUAGCUUGGCUUUUCGCUGACUUGCCCACUUCCCAGAGGGCAUCCAGUGUCUACGCCGCAUCAAUAAAACGCAUCUGCUAGUUGAAGCUACAAUCUUAUAUCGCUUUCCUUUCACUUGUCUACCAGAAGGCUGGGCCCAUGACAGAACUAGUGUGUCAUUUGAUGAAAUGUUUAAAUCUCAAAUAAAAUGUGUUAUUGUCUUAA